AUGAUAGAAAAGGCCCAGGUUCUGCUCGUCGGCUGUGGUGGGGUGGGGGCGAUCGCAGCGCUAAACCUGGAAGUCGGCGGCCACGCUGCUGUUACAGCAGUCCUCCGGUCGAAUUACUCCAAAGUCAAUUCUGACGGGUUCCACAUCAAAUCCUGCGAUCAUGGAGAAGUCCAGAACUGGAGACCGACCAAAGGUGCGAAUCAUGAAAUUAUCUUCACGAUCAAAUCUAAUCAAUCCAUAGUGGUAAACUCGAUUCCCUCACAGUCCGAAACCUGCUUCGAUUAUGUCGUUAUCACAACCAAGAACGUCCCAGAUUUCCCACCAACAAUAGCAGAUUUGAUUGAGCCUGCUAUUGUUCCGGGGAAAACGGUGAUAGUCCUCAUUCAGAACGGAUUGAACAUCGAGAAGCCGUUCUUGGAGAAGUAUCCUACCAAUAUAUGCCUAUCCGGCGUCAGCCUCAUCGGAUCCCAUGAAACAGCACCGGCAUUCAUCGAGCAUGAAGAUUCCGAUCGGCUUACUAUCGGGGCAUUCACAAAUCCCCACGUACAGCAAGAAGAAGGGGAUGCUAGCGCCCAUCGAUUCAUCAAGUUGUACUCAGCAGCCGGGAAAACAGAUUGCACCUUCACUUCCGAUGUUCCAUUCCAUCGAUGGCAAAAGCUGGUUUACAACGCGUGUUUCAAUCCUGUUUGUGCGAUAACAGGAUUGGACACAGGGCGUAUUCGGCUUGCGGAAGAUACCGUUGCGACUUUGCUGCGACCUGCUAUGCAAGAAGUCGUGGCUGCUGCAAAGGCUGUGGGUGUUGUUUUGCCUUUGGGCAUUGAAAAUCGGAUGAUAAAUAUAGAUCCUGUGACCAUGUAUCUCCGGCCAAGCAUGCUGGAAGAUGUCCAAAAGGGCAAUCUUGUUGAAUUUGAGACGCUUGUCGGGGAACCGUUGAGGGAAGGGCUGUCGCGCGGGGUGUUGAUGCCAACAUUAUCAUUCUUGUAUUACACCUUGAAGGCUAUGCAGUGGCGGUUAAAGGAAGAAAGGGGAAUCAUCGAUAUUCCUGCCAAGGGCGAGUACCCCCAGAAUACUUGA
Molecule: messenger RNA, 1074 nt
Organism: Penicillium brevicompactum
Lineage: Eukaryota; Fungi; Ascomycota; Eurotiomycetes; Eurotiales; Aspergillaceae
Product: ketopantoate reductase family protein
Exons: 2
Coding region: 1-1074 (357 amino acids)
Biological process (GO): pantothenate biosynthetic process
Cellular component (GO): cytoplasm
Molecular function (GO): 2-dehydropantoate 2-reductase activity
Source: RefSeq, a predicted model, not a curated record